AUGGCAGAGAACAAAGAUAAAGACACCAAGCGCAGGACGAUUGUCUUCCUGCAUCCCGAUCUAGGCAUUGGCGGUGCAGAGCGCCUCGUCGUCGAUGCAGCUGUCGGUUUGCAGAACCGUGGACACAAGGUCGUCGUUUUCACAAGCCACUGCGACCCCAGCCACUGCUUUGAUGAAGCCCGCGAUGGAACUCUCGACGUUCGGGUCCGCGGAGACACCAUGGUGCCUUCCUCCGUUCUGUCGCGCUUCAGCAUCCUCUGUGCAAUCCUCCGACAGUUGCACUUGAUCAUCCAGAUCUACUUCACCUCUGAGCUGGCCGAGCUAGCACCUGAACUCUUCUUCGUUGACCAAUUGAGCGCCGGCCUGCCGCUUCUACAAUACCUCUACCCUCGCGGCCGCAUCUUCUUCUACUGCCACUUCCCCGACCUACUGCUCGCUCAAGGCCGCCAGAAAUGGUGGAAGCGCGCUUACCGUGUGCCCUUCGACUGGCUGGAGCAGUGGAGCAUGAGCUUUGCCGACGCAAUUGCCGUCAACUCCAACUUUACCAAGAGCAUCGUGACCAAGACGUGGCCCGGUCUGGCCGGCAAGAGGGAUCUAAAAACCGUGUACCCAUGUGUGGACACCAAGACCAAGAAGAGCACCGAAGUUGAGGAGGGGAGGCCGUUGUGGAGGGGCAAGAAAUUCUUACUGAGCAUCAACCGCUUCGAGCGCAAGAAGGAUGUGGCACUGGCCAUCAAGGCUUAUGCCGGGCUGAGCAAGGAAGCCAGAGAAGGUGUGCGCCUCGUUGUUGCCGGCGGAUACGACAACCGUGUGCCCGAAAAUGUGGCAUAUCACAACGAGCUGGUCGACUUGGCGAACUCCCUCGGUCUCAGCAGCAUGACUACGAAGACCAUCACUACUGCUCUGCAGGUUCCUGCUGAUAUUCAGGUUCUCUUCCUGCUUUCCGUACCCAAUCUACUGAAGGAGAUGCUGCUCAGCGCAACGCAACUACUCGUCUACACACCGGCCAACGAACACUUUGGUAUCGUGCCUCUGGAGGCUAUGCUCGCGGGUGUUCCCGUAUUGGCAGCUGACACGGGGGGUCCGACCGAAACUGUGCUUGAGGGCGAGACGGGCUGGCUCAGGUCGCCGAACAAUGUAGACGAUUGGACGGAAGUCAUGGAUAAAGUCCUCAAUGACUUGUCCGAGGACGAUAUGGCACGGAUGUCCAAGGCUGGGGUUUCCCGGGUCAAGAACAACUUUGGCGACGUGCAGAUGGCGAAGCGGAUAGACGACAUCUGUGACGACAUGCUGAAGAUCAGGACUAAACCGGGCUCCUAUGCCCCAAUUCUGGUUGGCAUUGGCCUCGUCGGUGCUGUUUUCAGUACUGUUCUUGCUGUAUGUAUGAGUCGAUAA
Messenger RNA from Truncatella angustata, 1395 nucleotides. RefSeq names its product family 1 glycosyltransferase. The coding region runs from base 1 to 1395 and encodes 464 amino acids. NCBI's taxonomy places the organism in Eukaryota, Fungi, Ascomycota, Sordariomycetes, Amphisphaeriales, Sporocadaceae. The record is from RefSeq and is a predicted model, not a curated record. Gene Ontology annotation, molecular function: GDP-Man:Man(1)GlcNAc(2)-PP-Dol alpha-1,3-mannosyltransferase activity; alpha-1,3-mannosyltransferase activity. The transcript is spliced from 2 exons.